Molecule: messenger RNA, 1442 nt
Organism: Lutzomyia longipalpis
Lineage: Eukaryota; Metazoa; Arthropoda; Insecta; Diptera; Psychodidae
Product: transmembrane protein 39A
Exons: 2
Coding region: 111-1412 (433 amino acids)
Cellular component (GO): membrane
Source: RefSeq, a predicted model, not a curated record
AAAAUCAGCUGAUCCGGAAGAUUGAGGUUAGGGUGACGUGAAUUUGUUUAUUUUCAUUCAGGAAGUUCAUUUUUUAGUGAAAAUCUCGCAAAAUAAAGUUUCAAUGGAAAAUGAGUUCAAAUCGCCGAUUUGCUCGGCCAUCCACACGUACCCUCCCACCGCCAGUUGUGCAGAAUCUCACGACAAUUGGCGAGAAGACAGCCACCUAUGCGGCCCUGCCUAAGCACGCUCCCUUCCCGGAUGUCUCACACUUCCCUGAGUUUAUCAAUGAGCUCAUAAUGUUCAUCUUCGUGACAAUUGCAGCCUUCUCGCAAUUCCUCCAUCUCUACCGCACAGGCUGGUGGCUCGAGGAGUCCCAUGUGUAUGAGACAAUGAACUUCUAUCUCAUCGAUAAGUACUUGGUGAUGUUUAUUGUGACCAUCCUGGCAAGGAGGGUCGUCUACAUGGCUAUUGUGGGGCUCAUGACACUCACCCCGUGGCAGGAGAAGGUAAUCUCCUACGCCUACUUUGGCUUCCUCUCGGCAAUCCUCAUGUUCUGCAGCAUUCAGCUGUAUCAGAAGUCCAACAGCAUGUACCUCUUCUGCCUGUGCUAUCCCCUCCUGGUCUACUUGAUCAUCUUCGGCAUACGCCUGGAGCCUUUCCUGAAGACAAUUCAUGCCAAUAAUACCAUCUACCUGGGUGGGCAACCAAUGCAUUGCUGCUCAACGAAUCCCUCUGCCAUUCGGGAUGAAGUGGAAGUCCUCAAGGCAGACUUCAAUUGUCGCUUCAAACAAAUAAUCUUCACGUCAGCCUGCAACGCCUACUAUGCUGGCUUCAUUCCGUGCUGCUUCUCUCAGGCCUUCCUCUACUACGACCUCUUCUGGGCCACGCAGCAUCUCACCUUCACGUGGCUCAGUGGCUUCACGGCUGCUGCUGCCCAGUGCUUCCCCACACGCUACUGCGAUGUCCUCCAUCGUGCUGCCCUCCAUCUCGGGCAGUGGAAUCGCAUUGAGAGCAAAUCUCACGCCGUCCCAGCCAUUGUGUGGUCAAAGAGUCUCGUGUGGCCAUCGGGGACACUCAUAAAGCACGCUGGGGAAUUCUACCGGGCAUCCGGCUCCACAACAGCCAUUCCCGCCAAUGCCAGUCACUAUCGCUUCCACUGGGUCUUCAAGAAUCCCUCCAACAUCUACUUGAUCCUCUUCAGUGGGCAACUUCUCCUUGUUGUCCUGCAAAUCUUCCUGGUUGUGUGGACAAAUCAAUGGCAGAAUAUGCUCUCAAUGGGAUUCCUCAUCCUCACCAAUCACUUCACCCUCUACCGCCACUUCCGGAGCUACCUCAUCUCCCAUGAUAUCUACAAUGCAGAAUUGACGGCGUCUGAUUGCAUCCGGAGGCGGCUCUUCUUCAAGCUACAUCACUCAGUUGCUGGGGAAUAGUUAAGCUGAAUAAAAAUUAAUGGAAAUUAA